UCUGAUAGGCUGCGUUGUUGGUGGGUCGAUUCUUUCGGUUAGGCACUUUAGGAUACGGUUAUCUUCAGACUGCUUUCACCUCUGAGUGGUGACGGAAGAGCUGUGUGUUAAAGACACAUUGGUUUGGAGGCACAAGAAACCCCACGCCUCCCGUUUCACCUUGUCGUCGGUGUGAAGCUGUGGACGGUCCGCUUCUCCCAUCACGGAAGCAGAGGAGUCUUUUAAAAUCAUCUGAAGGACGGUUAUUACAUUGUCUACCACAUCCAUCAUCCCUGGGUUCAGUGUGUGAGCAGCACUGAAUUCAGUGAUUACAUCUAGCAGCAAGUGGCCGACAGGUAAUCUUGGACAUGAAACCUGAUGGGGUGGCAACAGCACCAUCUGAACCAAUGGAAGCUGAGGGAACAGAACCAGUAGCAGAAACAACUGGCAAUGAAGGCGCAUCUCAGAAAGGCUCUUCACCAUCACUUCCACAACCUGAUGAACCUCAAAAUGAGCAAAAGGCUCCUCCAGCUGUGAAGGAAGCUCCUGGGAAGGCAGUAGAUCCUAAAAGCAAAUCCAAAGGGCCAGUGAAAGGCAAAACUACAACAACAGGCCCAGCGACCAUUGGGCCAGGUGCAAGACCCAAAGCAACCCAAAGCCAUGUGGCUAAUGGCCUCACAAAAACUGCAGCAAGUACCACAACCAAAAAAAACCUUCCAGCUACCACUGUGGCAGCAGAGAAGAGGAAACCCACUGGAGCUGCUGCUCCCAGCAAGAAAACCAUUGCCCCUUCUGCUACUGUCACAACCUCAAGGACCCAACCUAAGGUGAAGGCUGUUGGAAUUAGUAGAGCAACAACUGCAACCAGCAGUACAAAGACAGGAACAACUGCUGGCACAGCAACCACCUUGAAUAAAAGACCAACCACAGCUGCCUCUAGUGUCGUAAAAAAGCCCAAAACUACAGCUCCAGUUCCAAGGCCAGCCACUGCCCCUGCUGCCAAACCCAGCACUUCAUCAACAGCCAAAACCACGUCGGCUCCUAAAACUAACAGGACAACUGGCAGUUCAGCCCCUAGACCAGCUGCCACUUCAUCUGCAGGAAGAACGCCCACCAGGACGACUAGUUCCACAGUUGCUAAAACAAGCCACACUGUUACACAACAGCCUUUUAAACCCUCUGUUACAGCAUCAGCUGCCCAGAAAGAUGUUAUCAAAUCAGGAACCACAGCACUGGUAAAGAAACCAGCUGCCUCAACAAUGUCCCGUCUUGCAGCCAGCAAACCCUUGAAUUCCCCACCUAGCAUCAAAGCACCCCAGCCCAAACUAGAUGACAAGAAACGUGUACCAACACGUAAGGUUCCUCCUAGUCCACAAAACACUUCCUCACGGCCAACAUCAAGCAAGACCACUGUAGCCUCUCCUAGUCACAGACAGGCAGGUAGCAGCACCACAGCCAAACCACCCAAUCUGACACAGUCUGUUUUACCCCUUGUGGUCAAAGGAAAGUCUGAUGCUAAAGAACCUGCAGCAGGGUCUGUGCAACUUUCUGCAGCUGCAGUAGCCACUGUUGCUGUAGCAACAGCUGUAGCCAUAGUCACAGAAGAAUCCGUUUCAGGGCAUGAAGCUACUACAGCUGUUGAGAGCUCUUUGGAUGCACCUGCCUCUGACUCUUUGGAUGUUCAGGAAAAUGUAGAUGUGCAGGUCCUGAAUGCCAACUCCCAAAGUGUGCUGGAUAUUCCUAACACAGAGCCAAUGGUUCAAGAGGCCUUAAUAGAAGCUGGUCCUGUUGAAAAGACUAGUCAUAUAUCUUCUCCAGUCAAUCUGGAAUCAGAAGAACUGUAUUCAGAAAAGGUUGAUGAAAAGCAUAUUGCUGCUGUGGCACCAGUUGCACAGGAAGUAGUACAGCAAGAAACCAUAACUGCUUCACCAUUUGAUAACCCUGCUGCUGCCAUAGUGUCCUCUGUUGGCAUAGAGGUGGCUGAAAAAGCUGAACUAAUUAACAAUGAAUGUUAUGAAGAUGUGGAAGAAGAGGAGAGAGAGGGUAGUCAACAGGUGUCUGUGUCAGAAAUGAGUGGCACCCAGCCUACUGAAGAGUCUCAACCUGGGUCAGCUGGGCUUGCUGGGUCCCUUUGGCGGGCAGGGGCCUUGCUUUCAGAGCUUGACUCGGAGGACGUGAGCUGCAGCCAACAAGGAGCAUCAGAGCUCAGCGCCCCAGGCGUCCUGGAGGGCACAGAAAGUAUGGAUGAUCUGGGUGAUGCUAGCCUUAAAGGAGCUGAUGGUGAAGGUGCAUCUGUUGGGUCUCCUGACUUUGAAAAGGUUCCUGACAUUCUUCCAAAUGAAGAUGAUGAUGAUGACGACGAUGAUGAUCGAGUUUGUGACAUGGAGGUAGGAUCGGAAAGAGCAGAGGACUCACACAGGCAGCAUCAUGACAACGAGGAUGAUGAAGAGGAUGAAGAUGUUGAAAUGGCAAGUGAGGGCAUUACUGAGAGUGGGCUUGAAAGUUAUGGGAACGCAGAUGAGGAUGACUUGACGGAGGACUACAGGUUGGACAACCUGAACCGUAUCCAGACUUCUCCCAUGGUUGUCACUGCCCCUCUCGCAACCCCGUGGAACAAGUCCAGUUGCUUUGCUGAUCCUUGGGCCCAGCCACCACAACCAGCUUCUACUCUUCUCUCUAGUAUUUCCUCUGAACCCUUGGCUGCAGAUCCAGAAACCCUAACCCAGGCACCUGCUCAAGCAAGACUGGAUGUUAGCAACUCUGAAAAGAGCCCUUCCUCCCCCCACUCCCCAAAUCUUUUAGAGCCUCCACUUUGUUCACCUCAACAAUCCCCACUUACUGCUGCAGAGGGUGAUGUCAGCCCCAAACUAGGCAUGUCACCCCCCCAUGCCAACAAGUCCCAGUGUGGGACACUUAGUGGUCCUGAUCUUGCAUCUGACAGUAACAGAGACACAAUUAUGCAAGAUGAAGUGAAAGAAUAUAAUAACUGCUCAGGUACUGAGAUUCAAUCUAAAGAGGAGUUGCUGCCAGAGCCACUAAACCCUGCACCCACUGUCCUGCCUGACAUAAUGCAAGAUCUAGGCAUUCACCUUGAAUGUGGCGAUGAGGAGGAAGAACUAGAGACAUUGCCUGCUGAUGAUGUGUUGGGUGGUCCAGCAACUGCUCCAGAAUCUGCACCAUCAUCUCCUUCAUCAGCCACUGAGGAUGAGGCAAGUGACACAGAAGGUGAAAUGCAAAUCAGCGACCCUCAAGCUGAGCUACUCGCCACUGGAAGUACCAACGGAACAGCCGCCGUGGCCCACAGUUUGUCCACUCUAGAGGAGCGUGAGGAAAUAGGAGGAGAGACAGAGGGUGGUGGUGGAAGUGACACCCCUCAGUCUGCCACUUCUGCUGCAUCCUAUGGCUUUGACUACAUGACUUCUAACUCAAAUGCCCAGUCAUCUGCUGAGAGUUGCAGCAAGAGCCCUGGCAUCUUUUCCCUUGAAAAUGAAGAGCAGCUCCCGGACGAGGCCAAGGAUCCUUCUCUUCUUAAAGAGCUUACCCUGAUACCUACAACUACAUCUGGGGAAAAGAUUGACCCUCUCAAUAGCCAACAUGUGGAGUUCCAGCCCCACCCAGAGCAGCAGUACAUGCUUUGUGGAGAGUCCAGUGAGCUUCCUGAGUCUAAUUCACUACCCGGGGCUGUACCCUUAGAGUCUGGCUUGAUUGAUACUUUAUCCCCACAGCACCUGGAAGAAGAACAAGAUGAUGAUGCUCGGCAUCCCUACUACUCCACUGUAAGCGAAAAUACUGAUAGUCCUUUGAAAGGAAGGAACUCACAAUUUUCACAACACCCACAGGAUUUGCCCUCCAUCCAAAUGACAAUGUCGUCCAAACUUCGCCUCCGAUCACGUGCUGCCCAUGUGAGCCAACCACCACGGAUUCCAACUGACCUUCCUCCAAGAAUAAGUGCGGGGUCAAACAUGCAGCUCCAAUGUCUAAAGCAACACCAAAAACGGCUUCAUGAGAUCCAGCAACUGCAGGAGAAACCGAAUCGAGAAAAAGAGUGUCAAGAAGCAAGGGAGGAGAAAGAAUUGAGGAAUGAGAUGGAGGUCAAGGAGUUGGAGAAACAGAUGAGGACUUCACUUGAGUUUCAACUUAAGCAGCAAGAGCAAGAACUUAAGCAGUGUCAGCAAAUCAUACAGUGGCAACAAGAACUUGAACAGCAGCAGCAAAAACAAAAGAUUCCACCAGUCCUCCUCUCUCCCUCAUCAGGCCUCUGUACAAUUUAUGAAACUGUGGAAACAAUUGACACUGAAGAUGAAGAAGAGGAAGAUGGACAACAAGUGUUUAAGGAAAGAAAAAAGGCAGAGGACAAAAGUACCUUUAAGGUGUUUCGUGAUGGAGAUAAACCAAGAUGUUCUAAAGAAAAUAAUGAAGAUAAUCUUCGUUCACAAUGCACAACACCUUCCCCAGAGCCUACUAAUCAGGAUCUACAGCGAGAAUAUGGGGAGACGGACACUGCAGCAGACCAAACCAGUCCUCCACAAUCUCCCUCUGGAUCUCCUGAGAUACCCCCACCUCUAGAGUUUGAUUGGGGAAAGAAGGUGGAUAUAGUCCAGCAGCUGAUCAAUCAGACAUUACUGCUUACAGGUGAUGGUUGCUCGCCCCUUCUUCUGCUACCUGGAAGAGCAGGUGGGACACUCAGCCCCCUGGAAAGCAGCUUGUGGCCCAACCUGUUGCCUCCACUUACACCCCCUUCAGCGACCGUGACUUCUGUGAGCAGCUUCUCACCUGAGGCUCCAGGCAGCACUGCUCAGGGUGAGUGGACGGUUGUAGAGCUGGAGACGCAUCAUUAAGGAAGGUAUGGUUGUUGGAUCAAUGUUGAAUGAAUGAAACAACAUGCCAAAAUAUGAACUUCUGGAUUUAAAAAAAACUUGAAGAUCCAUCAGUAAGCAAGCACAUGUUUUGGUAUUAAAGAAUGGAGCAUCCCCAAGGUAAACCUUAUGAACAAUAUAGUCGUGGAAUUGAUUAGUUCUUCCAUUUUAGUUCUUUGGUAUUUAAGCAAGUGUUAGAAGUAAAAAAUCACAUUAACAUGAAACCGACACAGCAGAAUAGAGUACUUGACUGAAACCAUCUUGCUUUUUCUUUGCUUGUUUUCAUCCUGGCAGUUACUCUAGAGCAGUGAGGUUUCAUUUUCUUUCAUUUCCACAACCCCACCCAUCCGAAAGUAAUAGAACACUAUAUUAUGUACUUUGACACACUGACAUAGCCUCUCUGCCAAACUGAUCAGCCAUAUCAGACCUGCCCUUGUGCCAAAAAGCAAUUUCCUUGAGGUUUAAUGGGGAUGUCUGGCUAGCUUGGACUGCAUACAUGUGUCGCUUAGUCAACAUGCAGGUUUUUCAUUCAAGUCAAAUAGGUAGUGUUUUCUGCAUUGUAAUUCAACACUUGUGAAGUUAAAUAGGCCAACUCUGAAUUUCAUGGACAUUAUUUCAAGCUACUGUUUCAAACAUUUACUUUUUAAAACUACUGAAUGAAGGAAGGUCUGUUGAAGUAAAUUUGGAAUGAUUGGACCGUAGUUCUUCUGAUUUAAAUUGAGUCUUAUUGAUGUGGGGGGGAAAGACCAAUACUGGUCUAGUAUUUUUUUCUCCCAAUUUGGAAUGCCCAAUUCCCAAUGCGCUCUAAGUCCUCGUGGUCGCAUAGUGAUUCGCCUCAGUCCGGGUGGCGGAGGACGAAUCCCAGUUGCCUCCGCGUCUGAGACAGUCAACCCACGCAUCUUAUCACGUGGCUUGUCGAGCGCGUUGCCACAGAGACAUAGUGCGUGUGGAGGCUUCAUGCCAUCCACCGCGGCAACCACGCUCAAUUCGCCAUGCGCCCCACCGAGAACAAACCACAUUAUAGCGACCACGAGGAGGUUACCCCACGUGACUCUACCCUCCCUAGCAACCGGGCCAAUUUGGUUGCUUAAGAGACCUGGCUGGAGUCACUCAGCAUGCCCUGGGAUUCGAACUAGCGAACUCCAGGGUUGGUAGCCAGCGUAUUUUACCACUGAGCAACCCAGGCCCCGGUCUAGUAUUAAUCUUAAAGAAAGAGGACGAUUGGAAAAAUGUGCCUAUAAAGCUCUGGUCUUUGAUGAUUUUAAGCUUUUUAAUUUAGUUUUGAACUGCUGUAAUAUUCCAGAAAUAGCUGAGCUACACCUCAAACUCAGCAUUUUUAGAUUAAUGUGUUAUUGUGAAGUUUAAUUAUAUUAUGAGAUGACUCAGGACAAACUCUGUAGAUCAUCUUUACUGUGAACCUUCGGACCACUGUGCCUCGCAUAAAUAAAUUGUACUGUUCUUAAAUUGCUCCUAAUUUUACUGGAACAGAGACACUGCAGUAAACUCAAACAACAUGGUGAAUUUGAUAAAAGUUUGAAGACAACAGAGACUUUCAGGGCAUAACAAGCUUUGCAUAGAAUUCUUCAAUGUAAAAUGUACAAAUGUAACUGUCUAGCUUGCAGAUAGCUGCUGGUGAGGCAUCACAGAAUUUUAUGACAGAAAACUGAUCUAGCAUCUGUGUCUGUCUGUAUCACUCUAAUGAUUUAUAUAUAUUUGACAGGAAGGAGCAGAUUCUGCAAGAGUACUCGUGAAAUUAAAUUAUAUCUCCUGGUUUUCUGUGCCUGAAUUUAUGAGUGCUGGAAGAUCUUUUUGCUGAAAGUGCACAUAUACACUGUGAUUGGUCUGAGAAGUCUUUACUCUGCCUGCUGUAGGGUUGGGAGUAGGGUGGGGUGUCUCAUGUAGUAUGAAUGAAAAAUUGUCUUUUUGAAGUAUCUUACAUUUGUACUGUCUCUCUGUUCUACUGGUCUGUGUACACAAGUCUUUUUAUGGUGAAAUGUAUCUGAAUUUAUGGAAGAUAAACAGCUACACAGACAAUUGAAUGCACAGGGCCAAGAGUGGGAUAUUUUCACUCAGACAUAAUGAUUAUAAUCAAGUAAGUCUGAUAUUAUGCAGAAAUUGAUGUUUUGGUGUCAGGUGGCACAUAUCUGAUUGAAUGGGUUGUUUUUAUUUUAAUUUUUUGUGCCUGUCCAGUUGAACACUAAAGCACAAUUCAUUUAUCUGAUUUUCACUUGGCCCCAUUAUCUUCCAUGAUGUGUUCUGUUUAGUCAUACAUGAUGGUACAAUGUAUAUUUUAAAGGGAAGAUGUUUAAGGUAGAAGCCUGUUUACUGUAUUGUUAGUUUAGAGAUUAGUAAAAUUUUUAUUUGUCCUGUAUUUGUGUACUGCUGAUUUAUCUAGUACUGUGAAGUAGUUGAUUAGAGAAUACAUAAAGUACUUCUAAGACAACUGGAAUUAGAAACCGUAAAGGUAGGAGCAUAUAUUUAUUUUAAGUAAAUAUAUCAAUGGAACCACUUUACAUUUCAAUCAGGGAAAACAAGGAUUUCAGGUAGAUUCUGACUGUUUCACUAUAUUUUGGCUGAAAUACUGUUGUAUAACUCGACAUAUCACCUUUUACAAGUAUAAUAAUGUACAGGGGUAGCUACUGUAUCUACGCAAACCAGCAGUAAAGUGAAUGCACUGUAACUGCUUUCACUAGGCCAACUUACAAGACUCAAACAAUAAAAAAUGAAAACAUCUGAAGAAAAAGACUAAAAAUAAAGGCAUACAGCAACAUAAUUGCUCUGCCCUAUUAACACUUUUUUUUUUUUUUCUUCUUUUUUUUUUUUUGGUCCUGUGAAAUUACUGCUUCUGUGUGGUACAUUUUCAGCUUUGUGUAUAUUAUUGUAAUUUAUUAUUUUGAAAUGAAGGAUUAUUUCUCAACUGUUUUAAUGAGAAAAGUGGUAUAUGGACCAGGGCUGCUGGCAGGAUUAUUCUGUAAUGAAUUACUUGUCUGCAGUGUAUUUUAAUGUUUCCAUCAUGAAAAAUAAAGUU
Molecule: messenger RNA, 7863 nt
Organism: Myxocyprinus asiaticus (Chinese sucker)
Lineage: Eukaryota; Metazoa; Chordata; Actinopteri; Cypriniformes; Catostomidae
Product: nucleolar protein dao-5-like
Exons: 6
Coding region: 348-4817 (1489 amino acids)
Source: RefSeq, a predicted model, not a curated record